Molecule: messenger RNA, 4094 nt
Organism: Xiphophorus couchianus (Monterrey platyfish)
Lineage: Eukaryota; Metazoa; Chordata; Actinopteri; Cyprinodontiformes; Poeciliidae
Gene: atoh1b
Product: atonal bHLH transcription factor 1b
Exons: 1
Coding region: 2853-3590 (245 amino acids)
Biological process (GO): sensory organ development; positive regulation of transcription by RNA polymerase II; axon development
Cellular component (GO): nucleus
Molecular function (GO): protein dimerization activity; E-box binding; DNA-binding transcription factor activity, RNA polymerase II-specific
Source: RefSeq, a predicted model, not a curated record
UAUUAUUUUUGCUGCAUACCACAUUGUUUCUGCUGGCAUAGCUUUUGGUUAUUUUAUAAUUUUACUAAAGACAUUAAUAUAUUUCAGUGUAACUGGAAAUAAACUUGGGCCAAGAUAUAUUUUUUAAAUAGAUUAAUAAUAUAAUCUAUUUAUAUAUUGAAAUCUAUAAUGUAUUUAUGUAUAGUUACUGCCCAUAGAAUGUCCUGUCUUCUAAUACCUUUUAGUUGUGAAGCCUGUGCCUAACCUGAAGUGAGUUAACAUGGAGUCCAUACUAUCUACCACAUCUCAGUGUAAAGUAAAGGCCCCCAGCAGGAGCCACUGGGCGAUUCAGAGGGUCAGUAGAAGUUGACCUCAGCAAUGUUCCUCACACCUCCUCGGCCUGCGCUGCCACUCCUCCGCUCCCGCCCUGCACCAGAUGGGAAGUGUAGCCGCAUUUUUAAAGCCUGCAUGCAGGGUUACAGGCUGUUGUGCUGGCCGUGAUGCCGAAGGAAUGAAAUAUUCAUGCAGGCCCCCAAAUAAUACAAAAAAAAAACCUGAAUGGACUCCCCGGGAGAAGAACGUGCCGAUUUAUUCAACUAAGACCAGGGCUCAUUAAACUGCUGGCGGCGAGGCAGGUCACGGUGAUUUUCACUAACACUGCCCGACCCCGACUGUCUCUCUCACACAGAACUACCCAAACACCAACUCCACACACUUCAACAGGGGUUGGGGGGUGAAAAGGGCUGAAUAUAAAGUGUGUCCAAGUCACCAUCGCCGGUCUACAUGAUCUCAAGAUCUCCCAGCGGGACAGGUCUGCGCUGGUGCCGAAGCUGCUCCUCUGCAGUAAUUGACGCCCUAAUGAGUGAUUAGCUUCGGAGCGCCGUGGGCAGCAUAUGGGAGAUGUGGGUGACACUGUGUCCACCAGAGGUGCGUGGCUUGUGAGGGGUGCCAGGGGACACCAGCUGAUAGGCACAGGGCAGGAGCCAAGUUACUAAAACUGAAAUUUGUAGCCUAAUCAAUCAUCCUUCACAUGAAAACAACAUCUUCAUUUUGGCAACAACAGCUAUAACAGGAACCUGGUUAUUUAAUGGUGUAACUACCUCUUUUAUGAAUGUUUUCAUCCUGCUCUUAAAUGAUUCAUAAAUCGCCUUGAGACAACUUAUCAGUUAUCAUGGUUUCGCUGUGUAGCCAGGUGUGUCUCAGCCUUGUCUCCCACCUGUUCGUUUUAUUAUUCUUCUGCAAAUAAUCAGGGAAAGAUUGGCCUUUUUUUUUUUACUGUUUGUUUGAGCAUGCAUUUAUUUUCCAGAUCUGCCUUUCCCUCUCACAGAGAUCUGAGCCAAUAGUUAGUUUUAUGUUCAGUAAAAUACUCAAAUUCACUUUACCAUGGCUGAUGAUGGUCCGUGGUUAAUCCAAAAAGGAUUGCUGUUCACUACACACCAACAUUUAAUGUGUAGCGUAUCUUCUGUCUAUUCAAUAAGAUUAUUUUGACCACUGUAAAAAUGAUUUUUUUGGGUGGUAUCAACCAUUAGUCAUUAAAUGGGUUUACACUUUUAUCAAGGAUUUUAUAUCGUAAAUGUAAUCUUGAUUAAUGGUUGAAUUAUACCAACUUUAGCACUUUAUUUUGAUCCUAAAUCCUCAAAGAAGGUUUAAGAAUUUAACAGAAGAUGAAAUGUACUUAAUUCUCAGUCAUUGUGUGUUGUUACCAGCAGUAGAAAUGAAAAGCUGGGAUGAUUGUGUGGCUUGCAUUAUAAAUAGAACGUUUGAAAAAUUUUGCCACAAGAUUUGUGAUUGAAAACAUUUCUCUGCUGCACUAAAAAUUUGAGUUUGGGUCCAGCUUAAGGUAGUUUAGCAGCACUGCUAAUGAUAAAGUCAAACUUAUCAGCAAGUUGAGCUUCUUAAACAUCUUUAGCUGUCGUCAGGGAAAAUAUUUUCAUGCCAUCUUGACAGAAUAGAUUUCUUGACAGGCUGAACAAUGAAACGAUAUUUACUAUUUUACAAUACAAGUCAAACUGGAGAAAUUUGAUUUGACUCGCUCUUUCUCUGGUGAAUCUUCUGGAGACAUUACAAUAGAGUUAGAGGCUUUAGAUUCUCCCGUUCAAUUAUUCGUGACCUGAAGUAAGGGCAUAAACACUGGAGAUAUGUUCAUAUCAGAAAUCUCUUGAGACAUCAGUGCAAAAAUAUAAGCACGAUGUAACAAUUUGUUAUAAUGCAACUCUGUUGACAAAGCAGAUUUUAAAGUUGGUUAGAGUUUAACAUACUUAUUUUAGAACAUAUUAGCCAUUAAUCUUGCAAGAUUUCUACGCAGGAUGUUGAUUAAGCUCCAUCAAAAUAAACUGCUAGACCAAAUGUACUGGUUGAAUUAUAACAGCUUGUUUCAUCAGUGUAUUUAAAUGUAGAUCUGGUUUCAGUUCAAGCUCAAAAGUCGCUGUGCAUAACGUCAAGUCUUGGCAAGCACACUUGUAAUAUGAUCUGCAUUUAUCCAUUAAGAUUGUGUUUGCAAAGUUUACUGUCAUUCCAGUAAGAGAGACGUUACACCCAUUUCUUCCUUUAUCCAAACUUUCUAGACCUCCAGUGCCAUCCACGCUCCUGAAUGAUUAAUACUCCAGCUCCCCUCAUGUGUAAGGACAACAACAAGGUCGUGAUUGAGUUACAAAGCACAAUAGGAGAGAAAAAGUCAAGCUUUGUCUGAUUGUUCUUUGACAGGGUCAGAGGCUGCUCUCUCCUGAGACAGCAGGGCUGUCACUGGGCAGGGAGUGACAGCAAGGUGACUGAGGGGAGGCUCUAUAAAUUGGCGGCGCCGAGCAAACCUCUCCAAAGACGCGGAGAAUCCCGUGCGCAAUUCCACUGCAGUGCAUGAGCGCAGGCUGUCACUGAUGAUGACCGCAAAAGCAGAGCUUCCGGGCUGGCCAGAGUACCCCGAGGACUUCUCCCUGCUACAACAGAAAAAUCUGGCCCACCUCAGCUCCAAAACGUGGAUUUCCUCAAAUUCGGUCCGUGGCUUUUCGCGAAGGGAAGCGCACGACGCCGCAGAGGCUGGGAUUUCACUGGAGAAACUCGGGUCAGUGGGUAGACUCCACGAGUGCGCGUCCGCAGAGGCAGGCCACGCGAGGGCAUCCGAUGGAGACAAGGGGAGCGGCUUGGGGCCUCAGAGACACCGGCGCGUCGCAGCCAACGCCAGGGAGCGCAGGCGGAUGCACGGUCUGAACAAAGCCUUUGACGAACUGCGGAGCGUCAUUCCAUCGCUGGAAAACGAGAAAAAGUUAUCCAAGUACGACACCCUACAGAUGGCGCAGAUUUACAUCACUGAGCUGUCUGAGCUGCUGGCCGGCGUGGUUCAGCAGGAGUCCAGAGGCCCUCGCUCGGGGUCAGAGAAGACCUCCAGGAGGAACUUGAUUCACUCGAUCCGGCCAGACGCGGCUGCGCAGCCAGCCAUGCUGCUGACUGGAGAGGAACAGCAACAGCAGCAGAGAGACCAAUCCAUCAACCACCUGAUCAUACUCGGACCUUCAUCUGUGAUAGAGUCCAACACGUCAGAGGCGUCCUCCAGCAGCAGUGAUGGCGAAUCCUCGAAUUUCAGCGACACGGAGGACAGUCAGACUGGGAGACAGUGACAGAGAAGCAGUUUAUUUCUAACUUGGUUCCCAGAUGUUCACAUGGCAGUGAGGCAGAGCUGCUGUUUACUCCAUGGCCGUCUCUAAUAGAUCAGAUGUUGCACUGCUGGAUUUCAAAAGUGAAGAGAACUCAUUCAUUUCUCAGAGAUCCUGACUUGGUUUCCUCUUGAUGAACUAAAAGAGGCCUACAUCUGCACUUUAAGGUCCUGAACAAUAACUUUUUCCAGAGUCAGUGGUUGGAUCCUAGCUUUUAUUUUGAAAUAAAACAAGUAUUUUUCUAUUUAAGAAUAGCUAAUCUGUAUUGUAUGAGGGAUGUUUUGUUUUUGGUACAAUAAAGAUAUAAUUAAUUAAUGGGUGUGCAUUUUAAUUUAUUUAUGUAUCACUUCCAGUGAUAUGUGCACAAUUUAUACCAAAGCACAAUUAUUAAUUAUGCUGCAAAAUAAUUGAUUUAUAAAUAUACAUUCCAUGGCUAAUAAGAAGACAAUGACCCUUUCUGGUGCACAA